Messenger RNA from Anopheles arabiensis, 2123 nucleotides. RefSeq names its product probable tyrosyl-DNA phosphodiesterase (gene gkt). NCBI's taxonomy places the organism in Eukaryota, Metazoa, Arthropoda, Insecta, Diptera, Culicidae. The record is from RefSeq and is a predicted model, not a curated record. The coding region runs from base 70 to 1977 and encodes 635 amino acids. The transcript has 5 exons. Gene Ontology annotation, molecular function: single-stranded DNA binding; double-stranded DNA binding; 3'-tyrosyl-DNA phosphodiesterase activity. Gene Ontology annotation, cellular component: nucleus. Gene Ontology annotation, biological process: single strand break repair; double-strand break repair.
UCCUCGGCCGAUGGUCGAAAACCGUUUUGCUUGUGUUUUUAUUUGCGUGUGGUUGUUGCUUAUGUUAUUAUGGAAAAUAGUAAAAGAAAAAUGAAUUCCAAUGCGCCGACGAAAGAGUGCCAGUAUGGAGGCGACUGUUAUCGUGUAAAUCCCGUGCAUUUCCGCGAGUAUGCCCAUCCACACAUUGAAAAGCUACUCGUCAAGGCGGCAUCACUCUCGAUGGUGGAAAUUCCCGACGAUGUGAAGGUAAACAAAAGCGUCUUUACGGAGCAGCUGAAAAUUGUGUCCAGCCUUUUCCCACAUCUGUCGUGUGACUCGACCAAUCCAGAAAAGAAACCCAAACAAGAACCGACUACAUCGAAACCACCACCCGUCGUCGCUAGUGCUGGUGCGGUUCCUUCGGGCAGUGUGCCAAAGGCGAAUCCGAAACCAUCCAGUGCGGAUAACAAAAACUCAAUCGAGGCGCUGUUUGCAGAACGAAGAGCAAAAAUGCAAGCAACCCAACAGAGCAAACCGGCACCCGAAUCGGUUGUUCCGGCAAAACAGGAAACUUACACGCCCAACAGGCCUACAACCUCCAACAACACGGGCAUAUCUUUGCAAAAAGCGCUACCUCGCGACAUCAACUCAUACUUCCCGGUUGUAGCACCACGCGGGCAAAUGGAACAGAAGCUUUCGGCGGCCGCCCCGUACAACUUUUUCCUUACCACCAUCACCGCGUCCAAGCGGACGCACGCGGAACCACUGUCCGUUACCUUCCAGGAGUUGCUCGACUCGAGCCUGGGUGAGCUGGAGUGUUCGGUACAGAUGAACUUUAUGGUAGACAUUGGCUGGCUGUUGGCGCAUUAUUUUUUUGCUGGGUACGAAAAUGUCCCACUGCUGAUACUGUACGGCGAUGAGACACCCGAGCUGCGAAUGGUAUCACAGAAGAAACCAAAUGUGACGGCGGUAAAGGUAGAAAUCAAAACGCCGUUCGGUGUGCACCACACCAAAAUGGGUCUGUACGGAUAUCGUGACGGUUCGAUGCGGGUCGUCGUUUCCACGGCCAACCUUUACGAGGACGAUUGGCACAAUCGUACCCAGGGGCUUUGGAUCAGUCCUCGUUUGCCUGCCGUGCCCGAAGGGUCCGACACGACGUACGGUGAAAGCAGGUCCGACUUUCGCUCCAGUCUACUCACGUAUCUCGACGCGUACAAGCUGCCACAGUUGCAGCCGUGGAUGGCACGAAUAAGAAAAACGGAUUUCUCUGAUGUCAAGGUAUUUCUCGUCGCUUCAGUUCCCGGCGGACACACCAACACGGCCAAAGGACCACUGUGGGGACAUCCGCGCUUGGGCUAUCUGCUAUCACAGCAUGCUGCACCGAUCGAUGAUUCCUGCCCGCUGGUAGCACAAAGCUCCAGCAUCGGUAGCCUUGGCCCGUCGCCCGAGUCAUGGGUGCUGGGAGAAAUUAUGGCCAGCUUUCGGAAGGAUAGUGCCCCGGUUGGCAUACGCCGAUUGCCCGGCUUUCGGAUGAUUUAUCCGAGCUUUUCGAACGUUCGCCAAAGCCAUGAUGGCAUGAUGGGUGGCGGAUGCCUUCCGUACGUAAGAAGCACACACGUGAAGCAGGAGUGGCUGAAGGACUAUCUGCAGCAGUGGUGCAGUCGAGCGCGGCAUCGUAACAAAGCGAUGCCGCACAUCAAAACCUACUGCCGUUGGUCACACCGAGGGCUGUACUGGUUUCUGCUCACCUCGGCCAACCUAUCGAAGGCGGCCUGGGGUGUGUACAACAAGACCGGCCGAUUCGAGAAACCGUUGCGUAUCAAUAGCUACGAAGCGGGCGUACUCUUCCUACCAAAACUGUUGCUGGACGAAAACUUUUUCCCGAUGGAAGCGAACAAGAAACAUCCACAGUUCCCGAUGCCUUACGAUGUUCCAACCAUUCCUUAUGCACCAGAGGACACUCCUUUCUUUAUGGAUUAUUUGACACAGCAUAAGUGAAACGCGUGCGGGUAGUUUGUAUUACCACGACGCGUGUUUCAUAAUUUCGUGAUUAAUUAUAAUGCGUGUUUAAUACUUUGGGAACUGGCUUUGCCAAACUGGCCGCAUAUGAUGGAUCUAUAAAAUUGAUACAUGUCGAUUGUAAA